Molecule: messenger RNA, 2264 nt
Organism: Humulus lupulus (European hop)
Lineage: Eukaryota; Viridiplantae; Streptophyta; Magnoliopsida; Rosales; Cannabaceae
Product: ankyrin repeat-containing protein ITN1-like
Exons: 4
Coding region: 242-2029 (595 amino acids)
Cellular component (GO): plasma membrane
Molecular function (GO): protein phosphatase regulator activity; protein phosphatase 1 binding
Source: RefSeq, a predicted model, not a curated record
UAACAACAACUCUGCUCACGGAACAUGAGAAGAACCAAUCAUAUCACAAACCCACCUCCAUCGCCACCGUACAUCACACCAGCCACCGCCAAUGCCGUCAGCUCCGUCCGGUGUUGGACUCGACGGCGUUAACAACUCCAUCACCCCUCUCAAAAUUCAAAUAUUCCAAAAAUAUAACAAUGGCAAGACCUAGAUAGGUUUCUUGCUUUAAUUAUUCUCUUCAUCUUCUUCCGGGCAAGAUAUGGCCUCAGGCACAUAUUUAGGUGAGAGGGAUCUAGAAAAGGGUCUUUAUGUGAGGACCAAGGCAACCACUCUAACCGGCGAUACACCAUGGCCGUCUUCUCCGACUCCGACGACACCAACACGGACUCUUGUUCUGUCGAAUUCCGGCAAGGCUCUUUUGGUAUCGAAUUCCGGGAAGAAGAUCGACCAAGCAGGGAAAAAGAAGUACGUGAAGCAAGUAACCGGAAGGCAUAACGACACCGAGCUCCACCUGGCGGCGCAGCGGGGUGAUUUGGCCGGAGUGAGGCAGAUUUUUUAUGAUAUUGAGGCCCAGAUGGCGGAAACGACGUUGAGUGGAUCAGAGUUUGAUGAGGAGGUGGCUGAUAUAAGGUCUUCGAUUGCGAAUGAGAAGAAUGAGUUGGGUGAGACGGCUCUGUUCAUUGCCGCCGAGAAAGGUCAUCUUGAGGUGGUGAAAGAGCUCAUGCAGCACGUUACUAAAGACGGCAUUUCGAUCAAGAAUCGUUCUGGGUUUGAUCCCUUGCAUAUUGCUGCCAGUCAAGGUCAUAAAGAAAUUGUGGAGGUGCUAUUGGACUAUGAUCCAGAGCUAAGCAAAACCAUAGGGCAGUCAAAUACAACACCACUUAUAUCAGCAGCAACAAAAGGGCAUGCGUCAGUGGUAAGAGAAUUGUUAUCAAAAGAUUCAAGCAUAAUAGAAAUAUCUAGAUCAAAUGGAAAGAAUGCAUUACAUCUAGCUUCAAGACAAGGGCAUCUAGAUGUUGUGAGAAUGUUGCUUAGGAAGGAUCCACAACUAGCUCGAAGAACUGAUAAAAAGGGACAAACUGCAUUGCAUAUGGCUGUGAAAGGAGUUAGCUGUGAAGUGGUCAAGUCGCUUCUUGAUGCAGAUGCAGCUAUUGUUAUGCUCCCUGAUAAGUUUGGCAAUACAGCUUUACAUGUUGCCACCAGGAAAAGAAGAACUGAGAUAGUGAGCGAGUUGCUAUCCCUUCUAGACACAAACGUGAACGCCCUAACAAGAGAGCACAAAACAGCCUUCGACAUAGCCGAAGGCCUCUCCUUAUGCGAAGAAACAACACUGAUAAAGAAAACCCUAGCUAGAAACGGUGGUGUAAAAGCCAACGAGCUCAACCAACCACGAGACGAGCUAAGAAAAACAGUGACACAGAUAAAAAAAGACGUGCACAUCCAGCUCGAACAAACCCGAAAAACCAACAAAAAUGUGACCGGAAUUGCCAAAGAGCUCCGCAAGCUCCACAGAGCAGGAAUCAACAACGCCACCAACUCAGUCACAGUGGUGGCUGUCCUCUUCGCAACGGUGGCUUUUGCCGCCAUCUUCACAGUCCCAGGGGGCGAUGACGAGGCCGGAAUGGCCGUGAUGGUGAACACCGCAUCGUUCAAGAUCUUCUUCAUCUUCAACGCGGUGGCACUCUUCACAUCAUUGGCUGUUGUGUUGGUACAAAUCACACUCGUUAGAGGGGAGACCAAAGCUGAGAGAAGAGUGAUUGAAGUGAUAAACAAGUUGAUGUGGUUGGCCUCAGUGUGCACCUCGAUCGCCUUCAUUUCUUCGUCAUAUAUAGUGGUUGGUCGACGGAAUAGGUGGGCUGCGAUUCUUGUCACCGUUGUUGGGGGUGUGACGAUGGUGGGAGUGCUCGGUACCAUGACGUAUUACGUUGUUAAGUCUAAGCGUUUUCAUAAAGUGAGGAAGAAGGAGAAAAGGGUUGGUGGUUCACAACACUCUUAUCGUCAUCACUCGGAUUCUGAGACUGAAGUUAAUCCUAUAUAUGCUAUAUGAUAUUCUCUAUAUACUACAAGUGCCUUUUUUACUAUUAUGUAUUGUUAAGAAAUGAGUUUAUACAACUAAUGAUGAAGUAAUAAUUUUAUUAGUUAUAUGAGGUGACAAGCUGUUAUAAAUGUCACCCUGUUUUUGUCAGUCAAUCAAAUGGCUUGUUCUAGAACAAUAUGUCACUGUAUUGCUAAUAUAAAUACAAGGAUCUCCCUUGGACUCACAUUUAGCUGAGCCAUACAAA